Messenger RNA from Ilex paraguariensis (yerba mate), 2052 nucleotides. Lineage: Eukaryota; Viridiplantae; Streptophyta; Magnoliopsida; Aquifoliales; Aquifoliaceae. The record is from the annotation of a GenBank genome assembly.
CUUCAACUUUUGCUCGUGAGUGUUGGUCAGGUUUGUGUGCAUACGCGUAUAAACUCAAACGGAGAAGUCAAAACUCCAUCUUGGUUUGUUUGCUUUGCUUUCUUGGUGUUGGCCGUGUAGUGGGAAAUAUUAAAAUCAAUAUUUUAUUCUCAAAAAUAAUAAACAAAUCAUUACAAAAUUCCUAGACUUUUUUCUUCUCUUUCUGGGUUCGUUGAACUAGAUUUAAUGUUGGCUUUGAGUCCGGAUGAGAGAGAGAGAGAGGAGACCCGAGGGAGCGAGGAAGAGAGAGAGAAGGGUGAUAUAUGGGGGUCUGGUGGGUUCUGACUCACUUUUCUUUCUGAUCUGCUUCUUCUAUGUAGUUGAAAGAAGUUCUCUGAAUUUAUCUCUGGGUACUGGGUAGCAUACGUGAAAAAUUCAUUUCCAAGUUUUUGGCAGACUUUCAUUGACUCAGCUAUAUUCACUUGUCAAGUGGACUCUAAUUUAUCAAAAGAUACUUACCAAGAAAAAAAAAGGUUUACCACAGAACAGAGAGAUUUGUCUGUAUGUUUUAAUUCCCAACUAACUGUUUUGGGGAUUAAAUGUCGUUCCGCAGUAUAGUUCGUGAUGUAAGGGAUGGUUUUGGGAGUUUAUCCAGGCGGAGUUUUGACAUCAGGCUGUCCAGUCAUCACAGGGGGAAGUCUCACAGUUCUUUUCAUGAAUUGACCGACCAGCCACUGGUAGUUCAGAACAGCCGCUGGGCUAACCUCCCUCCAGAUCUACUUUAUGAUGUAAUUAGAAGAUUGGAAGACAGUGAAAGCACGUGGCCAGCUCGAAAGCAUGUUGUUGCAUGUGCUGGUGUUUGCAAGUCAUGGAGACGUAUGUGUAAGGAAAUUGUUAGAGGUCCAGAGUUAUGUGGGAAGGUUACUUUCCUGGUUUCCCUAAAGCAGCCAGGAUCUCGUGAUGGAGCUAUUCAGUGUUUUAUCAAAAGGGAUAAAUCUAACUUAAUAUACCACCUUUUUCUGUGUCUUAGCCCUGCUUUACUUGUUGAAAAUGGGAAGUUUCUUCUCUCUGCUAAAAGAACUCGGCGAACUACUUUCACAGAGUAUAUUAUCUCCAUGGAUGCUGACAACAUUUCAAGAUCAAGCAGCACUUAUAUUGGAAAGCUGAGAUCAAAUUUCCUUGGCACAAAGUUCAUAAUAUAUGACACACAACCUCCGUAUACCUGUGCCCACAUCCCCCAACCUGGGCGAACAAGCCGUAGAUUCUAUUCAAAAAAAGUCUCCCCAAAAGUUCCAACUGGCAGCUACAACAUAGCCCAGAUCACAUAUGAGCUGAAUGUGCUUGGUACACGAGGUCCACGAAGGAUGCACUGCAUCAUGCACUCGAUCCCCACUUCUUCGCUUGAUGCAGGUGGUACAGUGCCUGGCCAACCAGAGCUUCUAUCCCGCUCCCUUGAGGACUCAUUUCGUAGCAUUUCCUUCUCAAAGUCUCUGGACCACACUGUUGAGUUUAGCAGCUCACGAUUUUCUGAAAUUGGUGGAUCAUCAUCAAUUGAGGAAGAGGAUGGCAAGGUAAAACCUUUAAUUCUUAAAAACAAAGCCCCAAGAUGGCAUGAACAGUUACAGUGUUGGUGCCUGAAUUUUCGAGGACGGGUGACUGUUGCAUCUGUUAAGAAUUUCCAGUUGAUCGCCUCCACGCAGCCAGUUCCUCAAGCACCACCGGCUUCUCAACCGGCCCAAUCAGAUCAUGACAAGGUCAUCCUGCAGUUUGGCAAGGUUGGUAAAGAUAUUUUUACGAUGGAUUAUAGCUAUCCCUUAUCAGCAUUUCAGGCUUUUGCCAUCUGCUUGAGCAGCUUUGACACCAAAUUGGCUUGUGAAUAGAAAAAAAUAAGUAUGAUCAGUAGGGUGGGGGAGGCAUAGAAGUAGAAUGGCAUUGCCUCCUUUAUUUUAUCUUCUUGCCUUUCUCAUUUCAGAAUAGGAUGUUGUUAAUGCCAUUAUGUUGUUGUAAAACUCCAUUUUAAGUGUCCCUGUGCAGAUUACAGGGCCCCACACCACUGUAAACUCAAAAUCUUCU